This is a messenger RNA of Annulohypoxylon maeteangense, 1798 nucleotides long. Its product is annotated as Thioesterase/thiol ester dehydrase-isomerase. Gene Ontology annotation, molecular function: fatty acyl-CoA hydrolase activity. Gene Ontology annotation, cellular component: peroxisomal matrix. The coding region runs from base 461 to 1540 and encodes 359 amino acids. The transcript has 4 exons. NCBI's taxonomy places the organism in Eukaryota, Fungi, Ascomycota, Sordariomycetes, Xylariales, Hypoxylaceae. Gene Ontology annotation, biological process: fatty acid catabolic process; acyl-CoA metabolic process. The record is from RefSeq and is a predicted model, not a curated record.
GCAACAUUGGAUUGUCUAACCAAUUAAACCUGAUCGCCUUUCAAUACCGACGGCAACUGGCUUUUUGGGCUUUUUAGGCAUUUGGUAAGAGCGAGCUGAACUUAUUACCGAAGAAGAAGAUAAGACUGAGACUAUGCCGUAGGGGUUUUGGAUCAGCAAUUCGGAGGAAGAGGUUUCUUUGUUUCCAUCUUACUUACGCUGUUUGUACUUUACGGUACCCACGUCGGACGAUCCGCGCGCGAUAUCUUUUUUAGCUGUUCGCGUGGAUAUCACAAGCUUCUUUUUGUGCUCCCAACUUCAAGAGUCCACCCGCGUCAGGGAUUCAAAUUGGCGAAUCCCGUUGCCGGAAACUAGGACAUUCGGAGGAUAGAGAUACAAAGAGAAGACCGGAAACCAACAGCGAGAGAAUCGGAACGACACAGAAAGAGAGAGAGAGUGUGUGUGUGUGUACACAGACAGGAUGGGCGAACAUAGACCUACGUUGGUCAGACCGCCUCCGGUCGACGUAUCCAAGGCUCCAAUCGAGAACGCGCUGGAGCUGACGGACUUGAGCAUCAUCGGACCUGACAUCUUCACCAACACGCGCGAGCUGUGGCAUCCGCCGGGUGCGAGGGGGAUCUACGGAGGCGCUGUGAUCGCGCAGACACUGGCGGCGGCCCAACGCACCGUCCCGGCCGACUUCGUAGUGCACUCGUACCACUGCUUCUUCGUGCUCGCAGGCGACUCCAGCAUCCCGAUCGUGUAUUACGUCGAGCGGGUGCGCGAAGGCCGCUCCUUCUGCACGCGCACGGUGCAGGCCCGCCAGCGCGGCCAUGCUAUCUUCACCGUGACAUGCAGCUUCAUGCGCGAGCGGAGUGGCGGGUCCGUCACCGUCCGGCACUCUACCCCCAUGCCUGCCGAGGCGCUGGCGAACCCGCCCCCGGAUGAUUACGAGGACCCGGCGUUUCUAACCCGGGAUGGCAGUGCGAGACAGGAUGAUCCGUUUCAGAGUUUGCGGUGUAAGCCUACGGAUCAUGAUAGGAGGGAGAGCGAUAAGAGGGUUUGGCAGUGGGUUAGGGCGCGCGGUGAGAUUAGUAAGGAGGGUGGGAACCGCGCGCAUCUUAGUGCGUUGGCGUAUAUUUCUGAUUCUUUUUUCAUCGGCACGAUUCCCCGGAUUCAUAAACUCUGGCGGUACGCUACGAAGCCGGACGAGUUGGAUGAUUUGGACCCCGACUCGAGAGAGUAUCUAGAGAAACUUAAUGAGUGGGAGGGAGGCUAUGGGCCGUUGGAAGAGUAUAAGGGCCGUCCGAGGCUUGGGAUGAUGGUUUCCCUUGAUCAUUCGAUUUUCUUUCAUAAUCCGGGCAGUGUGAGGGCUGAUGAGUGGAUGUUUACGGAGAUGGAGAGUCCGUGGGCGGGGGAUGGACGGGGGGUUGUUAUGCAGAGGGUUUGGAGUCGCGAUGGGGUGCUGUUGGCUACCGCUUUUCAGGAGGGCGUUGUACGAUUAAAGGAUGAGGGCAAGGAGAAGGGGAAGAAAGAGGAUAAGGCCAAGGCGAAGCUGUGAUGAGCUUAGCUAGGUACCUGAGGUUAAGCCUCUAUUCUGUGGGAUACGUGUGAGACUACAUACUUAGACUUGAGGGUACAGGUGUUAUUGCUAGAGAUAGAAUCCCGGUUAUGGUUUCAUUGCUUAUUUACCUACCUAGAUAUUUGAUAUGUUGAGAACAGGGCGGAGCGCACGCGAGUGUUUUUAGAAGGCUUUAUUUAGAUUGUAUUGUAGGUAUCUAUUAGACACUUUACCUUAUAGAGGAAACGAUAAUAUCGC